This is a messenger RNA of Pelobates cultripes (western spadefoot toad), 39970 nucleotides long. Lineage: Eukaryota; Metazoa; Chordata; Amphibia; Anura; Pelobatidae. The record is from the annotation of a GenBank genome assembly.
CGCAUGCGCAGUAGCAAGUUCGCUGCCAUUCCUUUGCCUGUCCCACGUGUGUCUGUGCUACCUGUGGGCUGAUCGGAGGGUCCUGGCACGGGGCGAGUCAGGUUAGUUUUAUACCGCGGUAGGUUAACUAGGCUUUUAAUCUCUAUCACAGCGACUUGGAAACCUGACAACAUUCAAUUCUCAGUCUGCAUUCUAAAGUCACACUGCAGAAUAGACAUAGCUUCUAUUAGAUUGUAAGCUCUGCGAACAAGCUGCUGCCUCGGUGUUUAGCAGUUUUCUUUUUCGGUCUAUUUGACUCACAGCGUUUUCUAGUUUAUAAAGAUUGGUUCAUCCUGUGGACAGUACGUGUUAUGUCUUAUAUAAGCCUAACUGAGAAUUGUGUUUUAAGAGUUGUGUCUAAAAGAACAAUUUACAUUUAACUACUUUUUUUUUUUUUUCCACCGUUGAGCUGUACAUUUAGAUUAGAUGGAUGACUUUUAGUGUGUACAUCAGAGAUGGGAAUAUUUUCUUGUGAAUCUAUAACUCAUGUUCAGCCAGCCACAUGUGCUUUCCUUGAUUUUAAAAUAUGUUGAGCAUUUUGCAAAUUAAAGGACCACUGCAGUGCCAGGAAAAUAAAAUCGUUUUCCUGGCACUAUAGGGUCCCACUCUUGCUGGGCCGAAGGGGUUAAACACUUGCCUUUCUCCAGCGCCAGGCUCCCUCGGCACUGGGAAACUCUCCUCCCUCUGCCGACGUCGGCUCCGAAUGCGCAUGCGUGGCAGAAGCCGCACGGCAUUCAAACAGCCCAUAGGAAAGCAUUUCUCAAUAAUUUCCUAUGGACGUCCAGCGUCUUUUCACUGUGAUUUUCACAGUGAGAAGACGCUGGACGUCCAUAGCGGCUGUCAGUGAGACAGCCACUAGAGGCUGGAUUAACCCUAGUGUAAACAAGAUUGCAGGGUUAACACUAGAGGGACCUGGCACUCAGACCACUUCAUUGAGCUGAAGUGGUCUGGGUGCCUAUAGUGGUCCUUUUAAUAAAGACCCAUUUUUGCGCAUCACUGAUUUCCUUGCUUCUGAUAGAGAUUGCCAAUCAGAUGCGUCUCAUAGAGAAGCAUUGAUGAAAGAUCUCCAGUAGAAACCUUCACAUAGGGAGAGAUUUGUAAACUCGUAUUAAAAUAAAUCAUUUAAUACUUUGUCAGUUCAAGUGUUUUGUAAUGGGGACAUAUUUUGUUGACUCACUAUACAAAGCAAUCGACUAAAUUCUUAACAGACUGUCAGCUGCUGGAUAAGUCCACAAAAGGUGUUCAGCAAAUGGUUGCUUUACUGUCCUUUUACAUCAGAUGUAUACUUUAACUCUCACCAGAUUCAGCCAAAAUCUCCUUGAACAUUAUAGGAGUUGUCCUGCAGGAGUAGGCAACUACUUGAACUCAAUUUGAUAGGACUUAAGUCCAACUCAGUGGCUUGUGGUUUUUAUUUUCUGACCUAGAAAUGGCAGAAGUCAAAGCCUGGAGCAAUUUAAGUUUUUUUUUUUUUUUCUUUAUCAAGAAUUAUAGUUACAUUUCCUGAGAUCCUGCCAGCAUAAGAUGUGACACUGUCAAGGAGUCUGGGGUUAGUGUACUGACCCCAAAUGCAAGAGUAGCACUAUAUUAAAGGGACACUAUAGUCGCCAGAACAACUACAGCUAAUUGCAUUUGUUCUGGUGAGUAGAAUCAUUACCUUCAGGCUUUUUGCUGUAAAUAAUGCUUGUUUCAAAGAAAAUGCAGUGUUUACAUUACAGCCUAGUGAUAACUUCACUGGCCACUCCUCAGCUGUUAAAGAUCCUUCCUGGGUCAUGGCUGCCUAAAAUGCAUCCAAACAUUCAGUAUCUCCUCCCUCUGCAUGCAGACACUGAACUUUCCUCAGAGAUUCAUGGAUUCAAUUCAUCUCUAUGAGGAGAUGCUGAUUGGCCAGGGCUGUGUUUGAAUUGUGCUGGCUCUGCCCCUGAUCUGCCUCUUUGUUAGUCUCAUCCAAUCCUUUGGGGAAGCACUGCGAUUGGGUCAGGCUACCACUUCUGAUGGUGUCAGUGGGCAGGUCAAAAGGAAACAGGGACAAAGUAAACAGCUGCAGACCUGAAUGCAAGUAAGAUUUUACUAUAUUUAGGGAGGCAUGAGGGGAUCGGGGUGGCUAAAUGGUGGUUUUAACCCUGUAGGGUCAGGAAUACAUGUUUGUGUUCCUGACCCUAUAGUGCUCAUUUAAUAUGUGUACUAUAACCACAUCAAUAAGAUGCAAUAGUUAUGGUGUGCAGUCUCUUUUAAAAUCCACUUCCUAUAUUGCAACUUGGGUUGUUUUGUUUUUUUUGAUGAUUUCUAUUUUCUGUUUUUAAUUUUGUUUAGCUUUAAUACCAUGGAAGCAAAGAAUAAAGGACCAUUAAAGGCACGGGGGAAGAAACAAAAUAUGACAAAGGGAACCAAAUUUAGAAAUAAAGGUAAUGUGUAUUCUUCAAGAUAAGAAAACAUGCUUUCUGGGGACCUCCACAACGCUUCCAGGGCCAAUCCUUAUGCGCUCAGACAUCACUUCCAGGGUGCUGUAUAUGCACCUGGCACGAUUGUAGUUGAAUUAAUUUGCAUGGUAUGCUCUCGAACUGUCAAAAAAUAAAAAAUUAGAAACCAUUCAAAUUGAAAAGUGGCACAACCUAGACAUAACAUUCAGCUACAAUGCUGUGCACAAAUCUCAGAUCUGACAGUUCCCCUUUCUUAUGUAUACCGUGUUUUGAAACUCAAAGCCUGAUAACAAUAGCUUAUUACUCUUAGUCUAUUAGUAAUGUCAGUAUGAACUUCCAUUAUACAUAUCACUGUAGACCAGAAAGAACCGUGGAAGGCAGACAUUGCGAGCUAAGUGUCAAACCAUUUAGGUUUAACAGUUUAUUGUGGGAUGACACAAGGGGGGCAGUGCUAUGUAGUUAUUGUUUUGUAUAAUAUCCAUUUAAAUAUGUCCAUGUUCAAACAAUCAUUUUACAUUUUCUAAAAUUGUCAGAUUCCAUAUCAAGGGUCAAAUGUGUCUACUGCCUAACUAGUGGAAUUGUGUUCAUGGGUUGGCCAUGAGAAUAUUUAACGUAAACUGGCUACAUAUAACAUUUAUUCCUAGAGAAUACUGGUAGUAAUAACUUAUUUUUCUCUGUACAUAAAUCUGCUUCUUACUAUGAUUGUCUCAAAUGAGAGUAUGCUGAAAUGUAUAUGCAAAGCUCACUCAUUAUUUUACUCGUUUAGGUGCAGCACCAGGCUCUCAAAAACAAGGCACAAGCAACAGCCCCAAGAAAACCCGAAAUAUCAAACCAAACAAAUUUGAAAAGGGCAAAAAGAUGCCUGAUAGGGCAGGAGGAAAAGCAGGCGUGAAACAGUUUACAGCUAAAAAUACAAAACAGGGUGAUGGUUUCACACAGAAGAGAAAACGCCAAACAGGGAACAAUGAUGGAGGUUAGUGUUGCAUCAGUUUGUUUGAAACCAAUUGUUCUAAAAGAAACCAAGGAAUUGGUCUUACUUUUAAUUUUAGGUGGUUUAAAAUGGUUACAAUAGCAGCUGUAGUGCUUAUGGUGCUUAUAUUUCUGGUCCCUGGAAGUAAAAAACUGGUUUUGAGUGAUUUAAAGCAGCUCAUUGAAAUGCCAGCCCAGCCAAAGAUAUACGAAGAUAAAGUAGGGACUACUUUAUCUUAGAUUUUAUUUCUACGCUUGAUAAAAAGACUGAGCUACCUAGUGACAAUAGAGGGGAAAGGCUCUUUUUUUAUAAAGUGUCCUGUGGGAUCCUCCCGGAGAAAACAUUGUCUCGUAGCAGCUGAAGCAUCAGGAGCAGAAGAAAAUCAGCAGAAAAAGCAUGGCAAUGGUCACGAUGGACAGAUUCAGGUAAGUAUAACUCACCUUUUCUCCUUCCCCUGCUUCUCAUGGAAACCAGAUCCCCAGCAGCUUAGUCACUCUCCGAGGUCUUUGCAAAUUAUGCAAAGACUCCAGGCAGUAACAGUGUUACUUUAAUUAAAAAUAGGUCUCCCUGGGUGCGUGUGGCUCGAUCCAUAGCUCGGCAUAUUUUUUUUGUAUAUUUUUUUUGGAAGUUACCAAAAAUAUUUAUAAUAUCUAUUCCAUCCAUAUGUUAAGCGGCAUUCACUGGCUAAAUAUGCCCAAACUUGGGCAAAAAUGGGCAUAUAACGUCUGCUCGGUUAAACCUUCGAUUUAUGUCAGACUAUUCAUACAUGGUGUCAAAAAAUUGAGGAAUCCGGCAAAGGGCAUGUGGACUGUAGUGAUUCUGUUUCUCAGAGUAAUCAUUUAAGCAAGUCCAAAUCCAGAGAAUUUUGAAUCCUCUUUGACUUUGAGGCAACGUGUCUUUUAUUUAUUUUUAUUUUUUUGUGACUCCUUUUACCAUUGCAAAUGACAAACAGUGAACUUGUAACCUUUCACUGACUAUGUGAAGCUUGUUUUUAUUUUUUGCACUUACAGAUGAUUAGCAAUAUGGUGAUUUUUAUUUGAUUUCUCCAGGACUUACACUGUCCUUGUUAUUCCUAGAGAUAUUCAAAAAAAUACUGAAUGAGGUUUGUAGAGGGGGGGAAAAAAGAUAUAUCUCUAUAUGUGUGUUUGUGUGGUGCUGUCUGCAGCUUUUUAUGUUGUGUUCUAGUGGAAGGCUCACGUCCUCUGCUGCCAUAUCUGUUUUGGAAGAGUGAAUUAAUUUAUUGGUGGCAACUGCGCUCUGGGGGUGUGACUUCAAUAAGCUGAGGCAACCCUGGACAUUUAGGGUUCUAUUCACCAAACUCCAAAAGUGUAAGAGUUGUGAGUCGGAGAUGAUUUUCAGAUGUACUAAACUUCAGAUUUCAUUUUGCUGUAUAUUUAAUGUCUACAUACAUAUUGCUUUUUUUUGGUCAUUGAAAUGUUAUGUCAAAUGCCACAUUUUAUUUAUCGGAAAAAAAUAAAAGUAGGCGGUUAUGAUAUUUUUUUUUUUAUAUAUUUAAUUUUACCACAGGUUCGGAAGCCAAGAAACCCAAGUGGGAAGACAUCAAAAAGGAAAAAAAAGAACUGAAGCAGACACGGCAGCUGAAUGAGAAGAGCAACUAUGAUGUUAUGACAAAAUCCAAGCAGAUCUGGGAGAGUAUAAGAAGGUAUGUACUAUUCAUUUUGGGGGGGAAAAAAGUUUUGUAAGGUAGUAUUAAUUUUAGAGUAGCCAAGCAGUUCAUAGUUUCAAUUAUGUGCCUAGUAGGAUUGAAGAGAAGCCAAAUUGCCAUACUCCGAUGCCAGAGCCGAUUCCACAUCAGUCGCAGUGCAUGCCAGAGUCUUAUUCAUAGUUCGUAGUUUUGAAAAAAAUAAAACAAAACAAUUUCUUUAAAGGGACACUGUAGGCAACCAGACCACUUCAGCUCCUUGCAGUGGUCUGGGUGCAAUGUCCAAUGUCCCUUAACCCUGCUAUAGUAUUAAUUGCAGUUACUGGGAAAACCUUUGGUCUGGUAUCUGAUGCUGGACUUCCUCACGCUCUGCAUGAGGACCUCCAGCGUCAGAUUUUUCCCUAUAGGAAAGCAUUGAAUAAUGCUUUCCUGUGGGGAAAUACUAAAGCGAGUGCGGCAGAUCUCCGACGUCGACAGGGGAGGAGCGUCGGCGGAACCUGACCCAGUGCCGAGGGACAUCAGCACUGGUUUUAGGUAGGGUAUUUGAAGGGGUUUUAACACCUUCUGCGUCGUGAGUCAGGGGGGCGCUGUAGGAUUUUGUAGUGCCAGGAAACCUGCUUUGUUUUCCUGGCACUAUAGAAGGCCUUUAAAGAUUGUCAAACAAAAAAAGGUUCAAGGCUGAUAGCUUUUGAUAGUCCUGAUUAGAACUGAACCAGUCAGGCUUUUUGGUCUCAUCUGGCUUCUGCCUGCUUUUAACCCUUGUGUUGCUGCCCUUGUUGUUGCAGUGAUCUUUACCUGGCUGAUACUGGCAUGAGUUAGUGACACUUGAUGAUCCUUGUGUGCCUUCUGCUCUAGAAUGUCACUGAAACAUAUACAUAUGACUUUGUAUUGCAAUAUAUUUGUGUCUAGUGGAAGGUUAUUAGUAUUAUCAAUCCUAAUUUAGCUUUUUUUGUUUUACUUAACUUUCCUUCUUUCUAUUUGACGAAUAGUACUUAUGUAGUAGUGGAUAGGCAAGAUUAGACUCAUUUUAGUAUUUGACUUUUUCUAAUUAGUACUUUGUGUUUGUACUUCUAAAAUAGCUCUUUAUUUUUUGGUUUAUCUCCUAAAUUAUGCAGUGUCAUAUUUUAAUAUAGGUAUGCAAUCCUGUCUGAUAAUCUACUGGGGAGAAAUGCAGCAUGCUUAUUUCUAUGCAUUUUAAUAAUCUGUCCUAUUUCUCCUGUGCUUGUAGAAAGGAUUGUGAUGCAACGAAGAGAUCUAAGCUGAUGAAUGACCUGCAGAAAUUGCUUAAAGGCAAUGUGAAAAGUGUGAGUAAAGUUGGAGCUGAUGUAAUCCUGCAGGAGAGAAAAUCUGUCUGCAAUAAUAUGGUGCUCAGUCAAUCUCUUGACUUUCAUUUAGCAUAUAAUCAAUGUGAUCUGUGUGACUCUUGUGGAGAAUUAAUCAGUUUAAUUAGAUUGCAUUUCUGGUAGGUCAGUAUGUAUUGCUUUUACGAUACCUCUAGCAUCUCCCAAAACUUGGUUCUUUCUUUUAUAUCUUCAAGCCAUAGAGAAACGUGAUAUAUGAACAUAUACCCGCAGCUGUAUGUUUUCUGACUCUUUUCGGUAGCCAUAUUGUCUGUUUAAUGUCCCAUAUCAUCAAGCAAUAGUCUGUAAAUUGGUUUACUGAAAAAGGUAUUUUAUUAUAAACACAUAGUACUUUUGUAGUUCUUAUACGGUGAUAACAUUUAAAUCACACUUAAAGGGACACUAUAGUCGCUGAAACAAUUUUACUUUAGUGACGCAGUUUUGGUGUAUAGAUCAAGUCUAAUCCUCAAUUAUCUCCCAAUUAGGAGUUAAAUUACUUUUGUUUCCGUCCAUGCAGCCCUAGACUCACACAGCAUGGAAAAAAAAAUGUUUCACUUUCAGUCAGAUGUUAAUCUUUUGGAUCAACAGCAAAAAACAAAUGUGAGGAAGGCUGAACUUGAUAGACUCAAGUCUCUUUUCAGCUAUGUAACUAUGUAAGUUACUUUAUAAGAUUUUAUCUCCUGCUCUUUAAAUUGAACUUUAAUCACACACACGAGGCUCCUGCAAGGUCUAGUAAGCUGUUAACAGUGCAGUAAAUUGUAAAUUCAGAAUUAAACAGACUCUUUACAGGAAUUGUUUAGGAAAGCUGUGUAAGUUACAUACAUAGAUGUGUGACUAGGACUGCAUAAACAAAGUGAUUUAACUCCUAAAUGGCAGAGAAUUGAGCAGUGACACUGCAGUGGCAUCUGUACACCAAAACUGUUUUAUUAAGCUAAAGUUGUUUUACUUAUUAUAGUGUUCCCUUUAAGCAACUUCGUAUAUAAUUCCUUUUUCUGGGUCGUUUACUAAAGUGAGAAUUCAAAGUGAAAACAGAAUACACUUGAAGAAUUUAUCUAAAUUGGCUAUUUCGCUCUAAAAUUUGAAAUCACUUUGAAUUCCUAGCGAUUAUCACUUAAGUGAAUUACCCUGUUUAUCACCCCAAUACAUUUUUAAAGGUUAUAACAAUUUUACAUUGAUGAAAAUACAAUCCUUUCACUGUGGAAUGCAGAGAAAAAUAAUACACAAGUAGUCACAGUACUAAUCUCAUCACUUUGGGGACAGAAUACAAAAUCUAUACAAAUUGAAACUUUUUCAGUAAAACAAUUCCAAAACCUAAACAUAUUUGUCUGAGUCCACUAGUUGAAGAGUGUUCCAAGCAGUGGCUCAUUAUAACAACAAGUUAAUUAUAUACACGGACACACACACCUAUCAUUUGGUGUUUUUCAAAGACUUUGAGGUGGCUUGAUGACCACUAUCCUACAGACAGCAUUAGCAAACAUUAUUUUUGACAUACCAAUAAAUUAGGACUGUGCUGUCUCAAAAUGUCUCUUAGUUAAUGCAUCCUUGUUUUCCAAAACACAGUCAUACAGUAUAGCAAAACAAUGUGUUAAAUACCUUCUUGGUAAAUAUGUUUAUGAAUCCAAAUAAGUGAAGGAAUCUUAAUACUAGAUACACCUGGUUUAUUUAUAUAUUGUGCACCAGGCCAAAAUAGUUUGGAGUCUAAAGGGGUGGGAUUGAACAGAUUAAAUGGGUUAGUUGCACCACCUAUUGGUGCUAGUAUGAGUCGUUAUUGGGGGGUAAAAAUGUCUUACAAGUGCAAAAUAAUUUAAUUCGACAUGAUCUAAAGAUGUGACUGAUGACCUAUAAAAGAGCGCUUCUAUGUCCUAUAAUCACCAUUUCACAGGCUGGUAGGACAGCGUUUUAUCCAAACUGAAUUGUUUUGAAAUACUUAUUUACAGAUUCCCUACUAUUAGAUUACUAUUGGAUUUCUCAUAAUUAAAGACAGGCCCUCGUUUGUCAGCAUACACCCAGUAAUCCCUGUAUACCAUGGGUCAUAAUAAUUAAGAACAGAUGCUAUACCGACGGCAGACAGUAGAGGGUAGAUGUGUACAAUGAUAAAACCUGUACUCUGUCUGUGUUCCUUUCAUAUCACAUCUUCCUGAAGCAAAAUGGGAACACUAAAGGUGAAUAAAAAGAUAUUGAAUAGGAUUUGUUUUGCAUAAAGUAUCUUCUAUUCUUUCAAACUGCAAACUGUAUGAAACAGAGCCUGUUUUGUAGCUAUUCACACUGAUGAUAACCUUAACAGUUAUAGUCUAUAUUGUUGCCAUCACCAACAGAUAUAAAAAAGAAAAAACAGUUUUAUUUUAAUAGCACUAGCUAUAGCUAUAACAAUUUGGGGCCUUCUCAUAAGAGCAUAAUUCCACAAUUCUUAAUUUACAUGCUGGGACUUAAACUGCCAUUGUAUGCACUCUAGAGUACUGCCAUAUUUUUUUUGAGUAUAGCAGGGGUUCCUUUUUUAUUAGAAGUUUCUAUAAAUUACAGCCAGGUAUAUAUUCUGAUGGGGUGCAGAAAAUAAAUGUUUACACAUAGUAUAUUUUGCAGAUAUUCUUGCUGUCUCCUGAUUAUGCAAACAACUGAAAUAAACUUGCCCCUGUUUAUGACUAAAUGUUAGAUGUGAGUUUAAAAUGAAUCUUUUUGUAUUGCUUUGUGUACACGUGUGGGAUGAAGCAGUGGCAAGCAAGUCAGAGCUUUGAAAUUCAAGAGUUUCUUGUUCUCAAUCAUAUCUCCCUGAGUAAUUGCUGAAUAUGUGAUGAACUGGAUCCAUGUGUUUGUUUGUUUGUGUUUUUUUUUUUUUUUUCUUACCUGCUGUUGUUUUGCUUUUUUAGUUUGUUUUUUUUUGUCUUAAAUUUCAUUUGUUUUCCAUUUGUUUUCUCUGACAGAUUGCUUUUGCUCAUGAUACAACUCGUGUUAUUCAGUGUUAUAUAAAACAUGCAGAUGAGAAAAGAAGGGACGAUGUUUUUGAAGAACUAAAAGGUAAUUUUUUUUGUUUUGUUUUUUUGUUCAGCAAGUAGAUAAUUUUCCAGCUAAUUCCUCUUUAAUAUUGUUGGUUACAUUUUUCAAAUGAUUUAAUAUUUUUAGAUGAUGAUUUUUGUUUUGAUAUAUUUUUUAUUUUUUUUAUUUUAAGAUUUAGUAUUAUGAAACACAAGUUUGUAUUUUUUUGUAAUGUUUUGAUAAUUUUGGGGGAGGAUGUUUUAAUAUAUUGAAACAAUGUUAAAAAUUUUUUAUCAAAAAAUAGUAAAUAAUUUGGAAAGCUUACCCAGCAAUAUUAAAUUGAGGCCUUAAAUCACUUUAUCUUUAUGGUAUACACAUGCCAAUAUGUAUUGUAAUUUGUCAUAACCUGCGUGUAAUGGCACACUGUCGUAUUCAUUGAUUAGCUCUUUUUAAUUCCUUGGUUGCAGACUAUAUGAUACUUAUAUCGCCUGCCUUUUGUGUAUAUAUAAUUUUAGAGAUUUCUUUUUUUCUUUUUCAGAACAUAUAGUAGACUUAAGCAAGUCUAAAUAUGCCAGAAACAUUGUCAGGAAAUUCCUUAUGUAUGGGUAAGUUUGAAAAACCGCUAUAUUAUGAAGUUUGGACAGACUGAAUAUAUCUCCCCUCCCACCCCCCCUUCUGAUGUUCACAAUUUCACAUUUUGUUUUUAACUCAAUGUUGACAUUAGAUUCUUAUCAGAUACUUUACAUUUGACCUAGGAGGAGGCAAUGAAAUAUAACCCGUCCAUUACAUACAGACUUGUUUAUUGUCAUCCCAUUCAUUCCUGUUUCAGGCAGGUCAAACAGGGAAGGUUUCCCCCAACUACAAUGAAACCAUUCUAUGCAUUUUCUGUUUUCUCUAAAUUUAUUUCCAUGAUAUGGAAUUCUUAAGAACAGGCUAUUGUUGGUUUUUAUUUUGUCAUAUAUAAAUCACCCACCCACACAACCUUGGGUUUACCCUAUCUAAUGCAUCCUGAAAUGGUACAAGUAGUUAAACAUGAUCAUGUUUUAUUACUCGCCGUGCAUGAUGCAACUGCAAAUUAAAACACUUAAAAAAAAAAAAAAAAAAAAAAUAGAAAGUGGCAAGGCAAUGCCUUUUUUGAUGCAGCAUUGUAGUGGUUUUUUUUUUUUUUUUUAAUAGGAAAUGUAAGUGCAUUCAUGUUAAUAGAUCACACAUUCACAAGUCAGUUUUCCAGAACAGAGAACAGAAAAGCAUUUUUGACGUGUGUACUGUAAUUCGUGAUCACCUUUACCCUGAUCAUUAUAUGAACACAACUCCAUAGAUGUGUAAAUAUGUGUAUGCAUUUGUGUAAAACCGUUUAUUGGAUUAGGAAAGAGUGUUAGGAAGUGAUUCAUAAAAGGAUGUUGUUUGGCUAUGUGCGUGGGAUUAGCAAACUGUGAGCUUUAUUCACUCAUCUCCAAAUGUCAACACUGAUUAUCUUGCAUUAUAUGACUGCAGUACUGCGUAAGCAAACCUGGCAAUUGCACAGUCUCUUGUCCACUUUAUUGUCGCUUUUACCGUUAAUGUUGCCGUCCUGCCCUGAGCUCAGGGAAGCAUUGUGUAUGCUGCACAACACUCAUAUGUAUAUUUGUUCCAUGAGCUGGUGAGAUUCUUAUUAAUGUAGUGAAAUGCUAAAUAAUGCGACAAGCAGCAAUAAUAAAUUCCCACAAUUAUAUCAGCAAUGUUAAAAUAACAAAAUUCGACUAGAACAUACACACGCUGUUAUGUUCCACACCCUACAGCACACCUACCUUAAUUUGUGAAAUACAAGCAAGAUUAUUAAACUUCAAUUUGAGUUAUUGUACAUGUAUUAUACAUGUAUUUUAUACAUGAAGGGGGUAAUUUUUUUGAUCACCAUAACCAGUAGAGCUUACUGUAUUGGUUAUGUUGCAAGAGUAUUGUAGUUAGAGGCUCUCCUAGCAACCGAAGAAUUUAGCCCCUGUGCGGCUGCUUAGAUUACAUCCCAGUUUUACUUCUAUUUUAUCCAUAUGACAUUGAUGAUUUCUUAGGUCUAAGUGCGGCCAAGCCUAGUGGUCACAGCUUUUUGUUUUUAACUUAAAACCUAUCCCUAGGCUUGCUAAGUAUGGAGCACUUUCUUGCAUUUUGCUUUGUAGUAUUUUCUAUCUUGUUACUUUAUCUCAAAUGGUUGUGAUUGUCACAUGCAGCUGAUUAAAACUCUCUGGCUGUGUUCACUAACCAUAGUGGUUUAUGUAUUGAGUUUAAUGGGUGUGACUUGGAAUGUCUUAGUUUGAGUUGUAUGCUAUCGAACUUGGUUAAUUCUCUGCCUUCCCUGUUGCUGAAAGGUUCUAUUUACGUCUGAUGACAUAGUGGUGUUGUACAGUUUAGUAAGAAGACCUGUAUACAUCAGUAUACGGUGUCCAAUUUUAAACAGAUUCAUCUAGUGUGGUAAAUUGGCAAUUUUCUUUUCUUUUUUUUUCAAAUGCGUUAUAGGUCCAAAUCACAAGUGGCAGAAAUAAUUAAAAGUUUUAAAGGGCAAGUAAAAAAACUCUUGCGUCAUUCAGAGGCAUCUUACAUUGUGGAAUAUGCUUACAAUCACAAAGCCAUUCUAGAGCAGAGGAACAGGCUGUGUGAGGAACUGUAUGGAAACACAUUCCGCUUCUUUAAGGUAAGCAUAAAACUAUAAAAAAUUGUACACACUGAUAUGGCCUUGCUAGCUCUGUCAUUUUCUAUCUAUCCUUUUUUAUUCUCAUUUUUCAUAAUUUGUUUUAUUUCUGCAGUCAGCUGUUCAUCCUUCUUUAGGCCAGGUAUUGGAAGCCCAGCCUGAGAAGAAGGAAGCCAUCUUGGAGGAAAUGAAGCAGAUCCUUUUACCUUUGGCUCAAAAGUAAGCUCUAAUUUUUCUUAACAAAAUGUAAUGUAACGCAACAUAACACUGUUAGCUGCUUUAAAAACCUGAAUUUAUUAACUCCUGGUGUUAGAACACCCUUAUGUUUGAUGAAGCAGGCAACUCUUUUUCCACUGAACUCUCUCUAUUUCUCUUUGCAUUCUUGGUGUCAUUCUGCAUUUAACAUGAAACAAUGUAGAAUAACAAACAAGUAGUAUAACUAUCCUAAUAAUUGUUAAAGGAUAUAUGGCAUUUCUGCAGUUAUGGGUUACUGAACAAAACACGCAAACGUGCACUACUAUAGUACAUUGGUCAUUAAACUAUCCUGUUAUGCAAGUGUGUGUGUGUAUAUGUAUAAUAGUCCAUAUGUGUUCUAGCACUGAAGGUCUUUAAGAAAUUAAAUCUACUUUAUUCAUACUAAAUCCAGUUCAUACAUCAAUGUGAAGUCAACGUUUCAGUUCAUCUAUGUGAACUUUCAUGUCCUGAUGAAAGAUCACAUAGAUGAACAAAAAGUGAACCAUUUUUUGGGGGGAGGGGGUUGUAUUAAUUAUAUAUUAAUAAUGAAGACUUUUUUUUUUUUUUUUAAGACCUUGAAUGCUAGUAAUAUUUGGACUAUUAUGUGAAGUGUUGUCAGUUGGAGUGCAGGACGACAAAGGUGUGUGUGUGUGUGUGUGUGUGUUAGUUACGAAUCGUGAACACCGUCUUCUGAUACAGAAUAUUGUACCUCCACAUCUGAAAACUAACAAAUAUAUGUAUUUUCAGUUGCUGGAUAUCUGAUGCUCAAUACUUUGUUAACCGUCCCUUGCUUUUCGUAAUUAGCUGGAGCAGAAAGAGCACAUUAACUUAGAAAAGCAAUGGACAUUUGCAAAUUUAGUGAGCAUUGGGUGAGAUAACUGACAAUUUAAAUGAAGAUGCAUAAAGCUGGCUGCCUUGUGGAGUCACUGAUUGGCUGAGAGUGCCAGCUUAUCACUCACUGCAAUUCAGGGUGCCCCUGCCCAGCGACACUCUGCACUUAUGAGAUUUCUGAAGAUGGAGGCUGUCUGGGGGACCUGAGAAUCUACGCUGGAGGCUCACUUUGGGUUUAAACCACUCAAGAAUGGUUUAACCGCUUACGGCAGAGGUGCCAAAAAGGAAGAUCCCCAGAUGUUUUAAAACGAUAGUUUCCGGGGGUGGGGCCUGACCAUCAUGGUGGAGAUACAUGUUCUGCAUGAGCUCCCACACAAGCCUGAUCUUAAAAGCUUAAUACAGCCUGCAAAAGUGAGAAUUCGGGGGGGGAGGCGCAUCACCUACUCACCUGAUCCUUACAUCGGAGGACAUGCAACGGGGUGACAGGCAAACUAAACAAGGCGCUCCUACCGCUGGUUGGGCCGUACGGCCUGGUGCACCUGGGGCGGGAGAGGCGGCUUCUCUCCUGGCUCGGGAAUGCACUGGAUACUGCAGGAGUGUAGGGUGGAAAAAUGCUGGAGGAGACCUGGUGCAGUGACUCACCUAAAAUGGCGGACGCAACACAUGCCUGUUGCCCCACUGCCAAACACAUUGAUAUCCUGGCAAAACUGGACAAACUAUUUGAUGCCUUCUGGCACAGGCUGUACCAGCCGGCCCCACCACAGAAGAGUGAUGUCUCACUCUGAAGUCCCCCCUCUAUCGCACAAUCCAGAAGCGCUUCCUUUGGCUGUAGAGCAGGCCCCAAGAUGGUGGCACAGUUCUUGUGCAGCAACAUGGAGACAGGCUCGGUUCCAGUCUGUGGCUGAAGCUGGAGAUGACAUCCAAAAAGCCUUGGGGAAUCCGAAUCCUGACACAUACAUGCAUCACUCUGCCUGAUGGAUCCAGAGGCUUGCGGUGCUCAUCUCUGGGAUGGGACCCUGCUCAGUCCCUGGAGGGUAUAGGAUGACCUGGCCCAUGGACUGAACGGUGCACAGCACAUGGUCACCCACUCUCUCCAUCUAUACUAAGAUAGCUCGAGGAGAUUUUUUUUUUCUUUUUUCAACUAUUGUUUUGUCCCCUCACACAGCUCCUUUCUUUUAUCCUCACUGCUGAGGGAGCCUUCUGUUAUCAUUCUAACAUGCAUAUAUAUGUUUUGUCUACGCUUGCAGAACUAGUAUGUUUGUUAUACUCUUCCUUUACUCAUGCAUAUUUAGCCUAGUUAUUUUAACAACUCAUUUGCAGUAGGAUUUUUUUUUUAUAUAUACAAUGCUUUUAUUUAACAAAAAAAGUGCUAUUUUCUCUGCCAUAACAAAUAUUGUUACUAAAUUGCUUGCUUCUGCCGUUGUGGCGUUGCGAGCCAUGUAAUUUUACGCACAACAAAAAUAAAGAAUAUAAAAAUGAACUGCAGCUUCCUUGAUGCUAUAUCAUUCUAAAGACAUGCAAAGCAUUCAUUGGAGUUGUAGUUCUAUAAAAUCUGGGGAUCUACUUUUUGGGCAGCUUAAUAUAGAUGAUGUUGUUGUGGUGCCUAAAUGGUUCAUUUAAUAGUGAAUUUUGGAACAGAAAUCAAAAAAAAAAAAAAAUAGCUGAGUUAGAGAAUUGUUAAAACACUGCUAUUUGACCUAUAUUUUUUUUGCAAUUCACUUUUCUACUCAUUACAGCACAUUAAAUGAAUAACCCACAUAUAGUUUGAAAAUAACGAUACAAGAGGAAAAGCAAUAACUUGCCAUGAAAAGGGUUUCUCAAAAUUUAAAUUUCAGAAAAAUAUAGGGAUCUUUAUAUGUUGUAUCAUAAGAUAAUACUAAAAGCUACACCAUUGAGAGCCAGGUGUAUGCAUGGCCGUUCAUUUGCAUUUCAUUGCCCAUUCAGAGGAGAAAAGGCCAGCAGGUGAAGCCUAUUUUUGUUUUGAAAAGUGUGACCUUUUCAGAUGAGGCCCAUAGCUUUAGAGUACAUUAUAUUUGUUACUGCAUCUGUGUAUUUAUGCACGCCUUUUAAUUGCAUUAGUCUUCUCCUUAUUUCAGCGGGCACACAGGCAGUGUUUAAAGGCAGAUUUUUUUACUUAUCAAGGUGCAGCUUAUGAGACCAUAAACUGUAUUUGACAGUGUCUGAUCCUUUCUGUCUGCAAAUCACAAGGAAUUUGGCGACCCUGUAUUUGCAACCAGAAUAGUGUCCUGGAGAAUGGCUAGUGACUAACCCCUUUUUCCUUGUCUUACCUUUACGUGAUAUGAUGCUCAAACUCAAGCUUUAAAUGACCUCGGCAACAAACUAGUUAAGCGUGAUAAAGUUUGGACACUGCUGCAAAUUGUCAGACAUCUGGUUUUGACAGGCAUGUACUGAACAAGCUUGUUUGUUAUAAUCCUUUUAUUUGUAUAAAAAAAGAGAAUACACGUAUGUACAUAACAGUAUAUGGACUGUGCUAAAGAAUUGUUUCUGCUUCUUUCUUUACAGAGAAUCUGUAAUUAAGCAUUCACUGGUGCACAAAGUAUUCUUGGACUUUUUUACUUAUGCAACUCCAAAAAUAAGAUCUGUAAGUCAAUAUCCACAUUCUUGUUUAUUUUUCUGUGAUAUAGAUCUAUAUAAUUUUAUUAUUCACAUAUUUUCUCACCCCUCCAGUUAGUAUUUUGUGUAGUCCUUCUACUCGGGUACUCUGUCAGAGCUCUGGGAGUCCUAGGGUUCUUCUUAGUAUCUUACCUGCCCCUAGAACUGCACUCUUCUAGUCAGAGAUCUCCGAUAUCCCACCUUGAAUGUGCUGAGGCCACUCUGCCAAUGUGGCGCUUACAGACACUUUUGCUCCUAUCACAACUAGGACUACUAUUGCCUUCAUUUUCUUUCUUUCUUAUCCUUUUUUAGCUCCUCUUUCAUAUUAAAAUUUUCCAUCUCUAUAUCUGUUUAUCUAUUCUCACAAGUGAUUCUCAACAGGGGUACAGUAUUUGUUUUCCUUGUGGUUCUUGAUUGAGUGUCUGUGUAGGUUCAUUGUGAGAUGCAGCUUAAAGGACCACUAUAGUGCCCUGAGGGUGCCCCCACCCUCAGGGACCCCCUCCCAUCCGGCUCUGGAAGGGGGAAAGGGGUAACAACUUACCUUUUUCCAGCGCUGGGCGGGGAGCUCUCCUCCUUCUCUCCUCCUCCGUUCCUCCUCCUGGGCUGAAUGCGCACACGCAGCAAGAGCUGCGCGUGCAUUGAGCCGGUCGCAUAGGAAAGCAUUUACAAUGCUUUCCUAUGGACGCUUGCGUGCUCUCACUGUGAAAAUCACAGUGAGAAGCACGCAACCGCCUCUAGUGGCUGUCAAUGAGACAGCCACUAGAGGAUUAGGGGGAAGGCUUAACCCAUUCAUAAACAUAGCAGUUUCUCUGAAACUGCUAUGUUUAUGAAAAAAUGGGUUAAUCCUAGAAGGACCUGGCACCCAGACCACUUCAUUAAGCUGAAGUGGUCUGGGUGCCUAGAGUGGUCCUUUAAGGCCAGUUUCCCAAAAGUGGUGUACAGCGUGACAAAGGUUGCUACAUUGGAGAAACAGGACUUAGGCUGCAUCAGAAUGAAUACACUGUGUAAUGUAUACAAAUAGAAACAAGGGGGAUGAUGUUAAUGCUGAUAUAACUUACAGUGAACAGUCAAGAUGUUCACGCAAACAUAAGUGAUGUGCACAAAGAUUGUAUUAAAUAUUUAGAAGAAUUAACCAAAGUGUCAAAAAUUGGUAUUUCAAGGAGAGAAGAAUUUGAACAGUAAGCUACAAAGAGUUAAACAGAAUAUAUGCAAAAAUUAGAUAAAGUAAAGGGGUGGGGGUUAUACUGCUCCAUUAUGCGGGAGAGGGGGUGUUUUGUAACUAUUGAGAAUAGCACUGCAGGCAUCUUGUCUGUUUGAUAGCUGAAAUUAGAAUACACUGACAUGAAAUCUAUUUCAUUAGUAAUAGGAUCACAGGUGUGCACCAAAAAAAUAAAAUAAAAGGUCACUGAAAUGCAAUAGAAAAGGUAACCUACUUAUUUCCCAUACUUAGUCUUUAUAUUAUUUUAAAGUUUAUUGAUUUUUUAUUUUUUUUUACACUGUAUUUUUUUCAGGAAGUGAUUGAGGCAAUCAGAGAGUCUGUAAUCUACAUGAUCCAUACACAUGAUGGAGCCAGAGUAGGCAUGCACUGCGUGUGGCAUGGCACUGCCAAGGUAUAGUAUGUUUGUAUGUUGGUAUGUUCAUUGUUCUAUCAUUUGAUUUUCUUUCCCUACAUUGUAGCACACAUUUUCUUAUUCAACAUUUAAAUGGAUACUAGUAACUCAAACCGUUUUUAGUCCCUAGCCUCAGUAACUACUCAGUCUCCAUAAAAUGAUCUGUCAACACCACAUAUCCAUUUUUUUACUAUGAACAUAAAACAUUUUAAAGAUAUUUUAGUGAAGUCUUUAUUAUGUGAAAAUCAUGCCACCAUUAAGUUCUGGAGAUGUUCGUAAACCACUUCCAAUUAUUCUUGCGGUUUAUUAUGUUUCCAUAAUACUUUUUUCAUUAUGUUUCCUAUUUAUAUCUAUUUACCGACACAAAUACCAAAAUUUAUUCUUGUAGUUGAGCAUCAGCUCUAAUGAAUAGAUUAUGAUACUUUAUCCCCAUUUUCUAGUUUGAUCAUUCAACCGCUUAAUUAUAUAUUCUGAGAAGGUGCAUCACUUCAGUAGAAGUUAUUUUUUGUAUGAGGUAUAAUAAAGUGGCACUUGAUAUAAAGCAAUUUCUUCUAUAGAAAACUUACCUGAGAGUGAUCCUGAUUUAUUUAUGAGUCAAGAAUGGUUAAAGUGGAAAAAAACUAAAGUCAGCUAAGUGUUUAAUUCCUUUAUUUGCUCCUGGGAGGCCCUUGGGAAUCUCCAGGCAGCUUGUGAUCUAUUUCUAAUAUGAUUUUGAAGUAUUCACUUCGUGUCUGAAGAUAAAUCAUAACCUAUUUUACUUCUCCGGUGUCCUGGCUGUUUUCCCUGUCUGCACUUACCAACUGAAUGUAACAGACGAGCAUUGUAUAUUGCUUGAGGGAAUCCCUCAUAGCUCAUAGACUUUGAUUUUGUUUUGAAUUUUUUUUUAUCUUUUAUUAAGAGCAGAACUACCUCAUACUUCAAUUACAAGUUUCAUCAAAGCAGACACUUGACUCUGCUUUCACUCUAGAAGUGUUUUAAUCCCAUUCGCAGUAGGAUUUUUUUUAUAUAUAUAUAUACAAUGCUUUUAUUUAUUUUUUAUUUUUAUUUGUUUCGAAAUGAUUGACAAUUUUAAUGCAGUUCUUAGUAUUUGUUUUAAAAGGAUACUAUAGUCCCCAAAACAGCUUUAGCUUAAUGUAACACUAUAGGGUCAGGAACACAAACGUGUUAAAAUCACCAUUUAGGUGGCUCCCCCUCCCCCCCCAGCCCAGUUAAAAAAAACAAACGUGCAUUAUUUCACGCGACGCGCGGAUCCGCCAGUGCUGGCCCGACCCCAAUCCACCUCCUUGCUGACAUGACAAAAAUGUAAGAUUUUUAGCCAAUUGAAUGCUGUGCAGCACUGCCCCAGGAAUUGAGGAGUGGUCACUGGAGGUAUCCCUAGGGGCCAAUGUAAACACUGCCUUGUUUCUGAAAAGACCGUGUUUACACGAAAAUACCUGCAGGGAAUGAUUAUACUCACCAGAACAACUACAUUAAGCUGCAGUUGUUCUGGUGACUAUAGUGUCCCUUUAAUGAAGCAGUUUUGGUGGAUAUAUCAUGUCCCUGCAGUUUUACUGCACAAUUACCUGCACUUUGUUUAUACAGCCCUGGUCACACCUCCCUGGUUGUAAUGUGCACAGCCUUCAUGUAAAGUGGGAUUCUAUGUUCAUACAUCCUUUUAUUACACAGUCUAUGUAAUUUUGAAUUUCUUAUCUCAAAAUUACAUAGAUUACAUGUUUGCAAAUAGCUUCCUAGACAUUGCAGGAACCUCCUGUAAUCCAAGUUCAGUUUACACAACUUUGAUGUAUAGAUCAUGUCCCUGCAGUCUCAAUUGCAAUUAUCUGCCAUUUAGGAGUUCAAUCACUUUGUUUAUGUACACUAGUCACACCUCCUUGCAUGUGACUUGCACAGCAUACCUAAAUACAUCCUGUAAACAAUCUAAUGUUUACACUUAGUUUAUAGCAAAGUCUGUUUAAUUUUAGAAUUUCCUAUCUCUUGUUCUGUUAAAAGCUUGCUAGACCUUACAGGAGAUACAAUAUCUGAAGUAUGUUACACCUGACUGAAAAUAAAACAAUUUAGUUUUCAUGCAGGUUGUGUUAGUCACGGCUAUGAGAGGUGUGGCUGGGGCUGCAUGGACAGAAACAAAAGUGAUUUAACUCCUAAAUGGCAGAGAAAAAAAAGCAGUGAGACUUCAGAGACACGAUCUAUACACCAAAACUUCUUCAUUAAGCUAGAAUUGUUUUGGUGACAAGUGUCCCUUUAACAAUCUUCCUAAACAUUAUUUUGAAUUAAUAUAUGUACAGAUGUACCAACAUGAUUUCCAAGGGUGUUGUAACAAUUUCUUUCCUAUUUUCUUUGUGUUUUUCAUUGUGACUUUUUGAAUACACGAUUAUAGCUUGUUUUUUCUUUUUUUGUCCAGGACAGAAAAGUGUUUGUGAAAACUAUGAAAACCUUUGUUGAAAAAAUUGCCACGGUAAGGCAUAACUCUUAACAGUGGUUUAAAACAGUGGUGCAUAAAAAAGAUGUACGACCCAUAGUGCACAACAUAGGGGCUUAUUGAUUAUGAAUAAUACUUGCAUAAUAUCAUAUGGACGUUGAAGUACUGAAUAGAAAUGUUUUCUGAGCAUUUUAAGAACGGAUUCUCUUUUCAGAAUAUCCUCCAUCAGCAUAGACAAGUGCUCAAUGUUUCAGCAACUACUACAGUCUUUACUGUAAAAUUUCUGUUGCAUAAAGCAGCCUUUAUUAUACAAAAAUAUAAUAUAAUUAUAUUUAUUAUAUAAAAUGACAUACUGUCUGCACCUGACAUGUUUAGUUUGUUGAAAACCUCUUUUAGUGUACGAUAAGGCUUUUUAAGUUUGCAACUGAUUAUGUAUGUAUUUUACAGAUCUCUGUUUACUGAUUUUAGUUUUAUAUUUUGCGCCGUGGGUAAUUUAUUUUCUGCUGUUUUGUAGAUCGUGUAACACUUAAAUUGGGGCAGUGUUUCUUGAUUAACUUCAGUUGAGAGGACAAAAAAAAUACAGUUUUUGGGUUUUUUGUUUUUGGUUUUUUUUUUUUUAUCCCCCACAGUAUUCAUGAAUAUCUUUGGGUCAGAGUUAAAUAUUUUCUGACUAUCUGCUCUUGUCUGGAUACUACUUCCUUGUAAAUUGGAGUAUUUGAAAUCAUUACUGUACUUUAAAUUAUACUGCAUUUAUUCCAUAUGUGGAGAACAGAAAUAACUGUAGGAGGUUAAUUUGCUAAAUAGUGAGUUCUAGUUUUCUGACAACUGUUAAAUCCAGUGCUACUCUAUGAGAAACAUUUGAAGUAUUUAAGCAGUUCACAUGAACAUUUUCAGUUAUUGAACGUUUUCAUGAGGAACUGGCAGCCACCAUAAAUAUUCUAACAAAUACUGCUGCUGUUCUAGACUAGUCUAGCAGUGAUUUAGUUGAAUAUCUAUCUCUGUGUGUGAACCGUCCCUGAUGAAGAAUCUAAUGCAAGAAAUAAUCACUUUUACAAAUAAAAAUCUGUUCUAUACAGGGAAACGCUUAUUAUGGUGCCUGGUGGCACGAUUACCUCAAGGGGUUAAAACAUUCUCAAAUGGUUUAACCCCAAAGUUGCCUUUCAGCAGUGAUGUCCACCUCUCCCCUGUUGGCAUCGGCUUCUAAAUCUUCAGAUUAGGAAGCGUGGGGUGCUGCUGGACUGGGGCACUGCUGAUUAGCUGAGAGUGGUCAACUGAAGCUCUCCGCCAAUAAGUGACUCCACUUUCACUUAACCGGCUUGGAAAGAAGUGUACCUUUUUCAAGCCAAUUUAGUGAAUAUGGAGUCACUUACCACUCUCAGCCAAUCAGCGGCACUCCUGCCAGAUGCGCCAGGGAAGGAGUGGACAUCGCCGCUGGUGGCAACUUUAGGGUUAAAUUGUUGGAGAAUGGUUUAACUCCUUGAGGUAAGUGAAUAUUAUUAUUAUUAUUUUGUUUUUUCCUAACAGUUUUCUGCUGGUGGUUUAACAUUUAGCCUGUAUUUUUUAACCAGAGUUAGAUAUAACUAUGGGCGUGGUUGGUAGAAUAGGUAAAUUGAUCAACUGCCAUAUGUGUUGUUUGCUUUGAAUUAUUUAAUUUUAUUAGAAAAUGUCAGCCUUUUGGGUUUCAGAGCUAUUGAACCAUUUCAUCCUCCAUUUUGAAUUCUAAGGGUUAAUUACAUUUAUACAGCUCUUUGUUAUAUUAAGCACUAGCUUUAUUUUUCUCCUUAUACAGGAUAUUAUUGAGUUAAGCCUGUAAAAGUGUUCUAAGAAACAGACUAAGCCACAUUUUUGAUUUGAAGAUAAUAUAAAAGGUCACCUUAUUGCAGGAUUGCCACAAGAAAAAGAUCCUCCUGGAAAUGAUUAGUUUUGUCGUUGUGUCUUUCCUAAAUCAAUGUUAGAUAUAUAUCUCUUUAUAGUUGGUGAUGGCUUCCAUAAAGUCACAGUCACGGCUAAUGCAUUGUUAGUCUAAUGCAUUUCACGCUUGGAGAAUAAUUGGACAAGGAUUGUUUAAAGAGGCUUGGUCACUUUGCAGGCAUUGUUUUUGAAUGCAUGAUUUUCUGUCCCUCUAUUACCAAUUGUUUUUAUUUUAAUUUAUACAUGACAAUAAAUAAGGGCUACUUUUUCGUAUAGGGAGCGUGAUCUUUGGUAAUAAACGGUGCUUAAAGGACAACGGUCACUUCAAAAAUAUUUUUAGAAUAAUAAUCCUUUCAUUGUCUUUAGUAGUGUAUGUAAAAAAAAAAAAAAAAAAAAAGAGAAACUCAUCCCUACAGUUAGAAUAUGACCGGAACCUUCAGCCAUAUACAUGCACUUUUUGUCAGAAAGUGUUUGAAAACAAACUGUUACAGGGUUAAGUCAGAAUUAAAAGUAGAUUGAAAUUUAAGGCAAGACUAAGGCGGAAUGGAUAUCAUAGCUGACUUAGAGAAAUUUUCCAGGUCAGCUAUUUUGACCUUAAAAUUGAAAUUCACUUUGAAUCCUCUUAGUAGUUAUAAUAUUAGUAAACGCUCUUGAUAGUCUCUGUGUCUUGCCUGCUUCCGUGCAGGGAAGGUCAUAAAGAGUUUCGAUUUUCAAACCCUGUCAAACAAAAUGUGAUUAUCACAAACCAUAAAGAUAUGUAUAUCUAACACUGAUUUAGAAAAGACACAACAACAAAAUAAAAACGUGCAGAUUUUAAUAGAAAUUGGCAUUUUUAUAAAUUGACUCUUUUACACCCUCUAGCUUUCUGUUAUUUCCUAGUUUGGUUAGCUCAGUUAAGCUAAACUCGAGAAGCAGUAGCAAUUGCCCAGAGCACUUGCCUUGCAAAGACUUUUCAAUUAUCUGUAUUGGGAAGUAUGUGAUUGGACAGCCACAGAAAGUGUGGACCUGGGAAGAAGGGGAGGGCUUGCAAAGGCUGCAGACUAGAGACCUGCUGGUUUUCAAACUGUUUUUAGAUAUCUGCCCAAUGGGGGGGUGGGGGGGAGCAUAAUUAAAUGCAUAUAUGUUUUCAUUGGGCGUAACUCAACAGAUUUUAUUUAUUUGGUACUUGUACAGUGGAGUGUCCUUUUUAAAGGAGAACGGUCACCUCAACACUAUAUUUGAAUGUAAAGCCCUAUUUCAAAGGAAAUGGAUUCUUUCCUCAAUUAAGUAUAUUUAGAAAGAACAAAAAAAGUUGCAAGACUCAGCGAUUCCUUUGUGUAUAUGACUGGAUUCUUUAGCCAUAUACAUGCACCUUUGAUCAGACGUUGUUGGAAUUUGACACUUGGUUAGUCUGAUGUCUCUGCACUGUGCAGACUGGGAAGAUAAUCUGUAUUCAAACAUUGCAGUGUUACUUUAACAAACACAAUUGUCCUGGAGCUUUCAGAAGCCAAUUUGUGUAAAGUGUAAGACAGAAAUAUAUUACAAUGUUAGCAUAUCUAUAAAGGUCUUGGUUUUUGUUUUGCUUUUUCUUCUUGUUUGGCUUUAAAGUGAUAUAAGGUAACCCGUGCAGUAUUAUCAUUCUCAUACAGGCCUUGGCAAAAAAACUAAAGGAAAAAAGGAAAAUAAAUCAUCUUUGUUGUAAGGACAACAUCAUUUCCCAGUUUGACUUUGUAUGUUAUGUACAUGCAUAUAUUUAUUUUAAUAGAUAGGACUUAUAAAAGCAUUCACAGAUAUAUAUUUUAUUUUAUUAAUAGGGCAUAAUCAUUGUAUAUAUUUUUUUUUUUUUUUCAGGGAGAAUUUUCACAUUUGGUCCUGCUGGCAAUGUUCGAUUGUAUUGAUGACACCAAGCUUGUAAAGCAGAUAAUCAUAUCUGUAAGUACUUUCUCUUUUUUUUUGUGGUUUUUCUGCCUCGGUGCAUUAAAGGACCACUAUAGUGCCAGGAAAACAUACUCUCCUCCUCCUUUCCUGUCAUCGGCUGAAUGCGCAUGCGCGGCACGAGCUGUGCGUGCAUUCAGCCAGUCCAUAGGAAAGCAUUCUCAAUGCUUUCCUAUGGACGCUGGCGUCUUCUCACUGUGAAAAUCACAGUAGGAAGGGCCUCUAGCAGCUGUCAAUAAGACAGUCACUAGAGGCUGGAUUAACCCAUAGGUAAACAUAGCAGUUUCUCUGAAACUGCUAUGUUUACACCAGGCAGGGUUAACCCUAGAGGGACCUGGCACCCAGACCACUUCAUUGAGCUGAAGUGGUCUGGGUGCCUCUAGUGGUCCUUUAACAAAUGUCAAACAUCGUUAAAUGAGUGAUUAUAGUGUAGUGAAUCACUAACGUUUUCUAUUCUCUCCAGCCAUCCACCUUUUAGAGCUACAGGUAUUUUGUCAUGUUUGAACUUAAUUAUUUUGUCACUGGAAAAUCUGUUUUUUGUAAUGUAGUAAAUGGGUGUUUACUACUACAUAAAAACUCACCUCUGUCACAAAAUAUGUCAUCUGUUUUUGAGAAUAUAAUAUACGUGGUAUGGAGUGUCUUACAUUAUAUUACGGCAUGCAACAUCUCAAGUUAUAACAAUAUUAAAACAUGCAAAUAUUCUUCAUAAAACAACAUAUAUGUUGAGAAAACCAAUCUGAAGAAAAUAUAAAUACACAGCCUCUCUGACUUUCCAUAGUCCCUUCUGUAGAAAUGACACCAUUUAAUAAAAUAUGGAAUAUCACCUUUAACUUUGAACAUUUUUCCAUUUGGUGCUCUGUUUAUUCUAAAAUGUAUAUUAAAGCUUCAGCAAGUGACAUCACUCUUCAGUUAAGUCCAAUAACUGCUAAAGCACAAAAGGCAAAUGAGAAGAUCAGCAGAAACUGUGUGUCUGUUUCCUCUCUUCCAAUAACUAUGCUCCUUGGCCCCAAACAGAAAUGAGCAACAGUUACGAUGAUUGACAUAUUUGUCAGAUAUAGGGAUUUGGUAAACCUAAAAUUAGAGGACCAUCUUAAUGAAGUGGUUUGUGUGUUGUGGUCCUUUAGUUUUAACAUUGCAGGAUUAAACACCCUCUGGUAGUUGUCAUACGAACAGCCAGUAGAGAUGCUUCCUGUGUAACAACUGAGUCAGGAUCAUGUGACUUUCAUAUGAAAAUCAUUUGAUUUGAAACACUUGCCGUACACGCAUAUCUCAUUAGAUUAGAUAAUCACCUCCAUGUGAUGUCACAAGAGGUGGAUCGAGCAGUAGCAUCAAGCGAGUCUUGGUGCUGCAAAAAAGAGAUUAAAUGUUUUUUUUUUUUUAAAUCUAUUUCGGGACUAGUUUACAUGAAAGAUGAGCAGUCACCACCACAAAGAUGAGAAGUACUUUUUAGUUAAUCUUUUAUUUAUUUAUUUAUUUUCUUCUCUUAAUGUGUUUCUACAUGGUAGGCAUUCCUGAAAUGUCUGACAUUUGUAGAAAAGUUGGAAAAUUAAAUCUUGUAAUUUCACUUUUUAUAUUCCUGAUGAAGGCUUCCAUGCAAAUUGGUUACAGUAUGGUAAUUGUACAAUUCUCCUAUUUACAGUAUUUUUCCAUUUAUCAGACUGAAUUUUUUUUCCUAAAAAUAUUUAGUCUAAAAUUGGGGGUCGUCUUAUUCAUGGAAUAUCACUGCAAGGGUUAAAAAAUAAAAAACACUUGUGCGCGGGGCCUAAGUCAAGAUGGCACCUGUCACAAUGCAGUGUGCCACAGCCCACACAUAUAUCCGGUUCCCCUCCCGCUGAUCCAUUUCUGAAUGCUGUGGCAAGGAGGAAGAGGUCCCUAUAUGUGUAGGAGCUGCAGUAGACAUCAGCAGUUACUACCACCUGAGCUCUAGAGACAUGCCACACAAUAGAAGGAGCAGCCAUAUUAAGGUUUGCUCCACCUCAGGUAGGUCUUACUUUCGGAUAUAUAUUUAUAGGGAGCAAAUGGGUAUCGGGUGAAUACUGCUGUGAUGUCCCAGCAUGCCCUCACACCACCUACUGUACUGCGGGAGCUGUAACCUUCCAGCAUGCACUAUAGAGCCAAUAACUUCACAGAGUACCUUGGCACAGCGGAGGCAUGAGAAUCAGAAGUGUUGUUCUCCUCAGAAGUCACCUCUAAAAUUUCAAAGUUGUCAUAUUUGAUGUUAAAAUUUUUAUUUCUUAAUUUUGGGCUCAAGAAAUAUGGUACACUGCAUGUAACUCCGUUUACAAUUCAUGCACUUUGUUCACAUCAAUUGUAAUAUUAGCUGGACUGAUGUGAAGUGUGGCAGCAACAAACCUAGAAACAAUCCAGUAAACAUGACAAUUGUUUUCAAGUGUAGCUGGGGUUCAUCACUCAUGGGACAAAAGAAACAUUAUCCCAAUGUUUAUUUAAUCCUGGCAGAUAACCUUUUCCACUUUGCAUUUUAAACACUGCAGUUAAUGCUUAAAGGACCACUAUAGUGCCAGGAAAACAUACUCGUUUUCCUGGCACUAUAGUGCCCUGAGGGUGCCCCCACCCUCAGGGACCCCCUCCCGCCCGGCUCUGGAAAGGGGAAAAGGGUUAAAACUUACCUUUUUCCAGCGCUGGGCGGGGAGCUCUCUGCCUCCUCUCCUCCUCCGUUCCUCCUCCUGGGCUGAAUGCGCACGCGCGGCAAGAGCUGCGCGCGCAUUCAGCCCGUCGCAUAGGAAAGCAUUUACAAUGCUUUCCUAUGGACGCUUGCGUGCUCUCACUGUGAAAUCACAGUGAGAAGCACGCAAGCGCCUCUAGUGGCUGUCAAUGAGACAGCCACUAGAGGAUUAGGGGAAGGCUUAACCCAUUCAUAAACAUAGCAGUUUCUCUGAAACUGCUAUGUUUAUAAAAAAAAUGGGUUAACCCUAGAAGGACCUGGCACCCAGACCACUUCAUUAAGCUGAAGUGGUCUGGGUGCCUAGAGUGGUCCUUUAAAGUUGUUUAACUCCAUGUUGUCUGAUAUUCAAUUGAAGCAUCCAUUCUGUAAUAAUUUGUCUCUUCCAUGUAGCUGUUAUGAAUACAGUGACUCUCAUCUUUGGUUGCAAAAGUAAAAAAAUUGCACAGAACCUGAAUGUUAACAUCCCUAUUUCAGUGACAAUGUUUCCUUUUAGUGGAUAUACCCCAAUAUAUUUAAACUAGACACUUAUCUGACCUCCAUCUAUGAUGGAGCCUGCACUGGAUACAUGAGCAUCUGUCUAAAUUACACACUGCUUACUGGGGAUAGCAGGCACCCUGAUGAGAGUGGCACAGAGGCCAGAGAUAUAGUUUAUUUCAUUAUACACUUCCAGAUGGUUGGCACAACAUAUAGAUUAAAAUUAGACUGUUUUAUUUUGCUUGCUUUUUUGCUCCUUUUGAAGUAUUUGGCUUCCCAGCAGGAAUGGCCUAGGCAGUCUGCUGGUAAACGUUUGCUUGCCAGCCUGUCACAUCAGCUGUGCCUGAUUAACUUGACAACAGAAUCUCUACAAAGCACCUUUCAUGCAAGUCUACGGCUUAUUAUGGUCAGGAUCCUGCCUCUUUCAUGCCACAAAUCCUGAUGGUUUUGCAGCCUAGUUGUAAUCCAGCACAUUGCAUCCUAAUUGCGAAGGGGAAUCUGUACGGAUUCUGCCAGGCCUCCAGUUUCGUGGUUACACACAAGCAUUUUAAGCCACUGGACUGCCUUUGACCAUGUGAUUUGUAUACUUUUAUAUUUAUUAUUUUUCAUCUUUACCACAAGGUUUCAAUUGUUUAUGAUUUUUUUUUUAUUUUUAUUUUGUUGUUUAAUUCUAUUUUUACAGUUUUUAGCUUAGAAAAAUAGGCUGAUUAUAUUAGAGGGGGAAAAAAUCCCGAGUCUUUUUACUGCUUGGUAAUUUGUCACUAAUGACUAUCAGGCUUUUGUAAUUUAGGCAUACUUGGUUAUGCUAGGAACACAGUGCUAUAGAAAGUUCAUCUAUUUUAAAGUCUGAGCACACGUAUAACAACACGUGCUUCUAUUUUCAAAAUCUAUAACAAUGUAGAGCACUUAAAACAUUGUCUGUUUUGUUAUAUGAUCAUGGUAUCGGUCACGUGACCUCUUCAGAAUUUUAAAGCCGUAUAGUUGACACCACCUUUAUCUUGCAGUUUACAAAUUGUUUAAAUGGUUUGCUUUCCAGCUGUUGAUAAAGCGUUUGUAGUUAACGCAAAAUGCAUCCAGGUCUUGUGGGCAUGUAAUAGUGGCUGUCUACCCUCCCUCCAACCCUUUUCCUAUAUUCAGCUAAUUUUGUCAUGUCAUAUGCAUUUUGAGGUCAGAUGUCAAAGUGGAAAAUGAUCCACUUACACAGCUCAGCUUGCCUGGUUGUUAUGCAUUGCAUUUUAGAGGUAAAGGUCAGAAUUUUGUGAUUUUACUUAGAAAGUUAUCUGUUUUGGGAAAUGCAAAAGAGUUUGCACAUUUAUUAAAAUUUUGCAAAGAGUAGUUUGUUGCUUAUCUGUUUUGCAUGUAUAUAUUGUCUACUGUCCACUUUAUCUCUUCUGUCCUUUACUGACACUGAACUUUUACAAUGCUGUCGUCUUUAAGUAAGUCUCUUUAUCCUUUUACCAACUGUUACCAGGUCAGUGUAAUGGAAACGUGGGAUUAAGAAGAGAUUAGUUAAAGAAAGCCACAUAUUUACUUAACUCACCAGCGUCAUACACGGUCACAUAAUACAUUGUUACUGUUUCCUCGUGUGUUAUUACGGAAUACUUUUAUUUAUUCUGGCACCAUGGUCUUCAAAUAAUUACGUGGUUAACCACGUGGAAAAUAAAUAAUCCCUUUCCCUGUUAGACAUUAAAUAAAAACUCAUUGGUAUAGUUGUGUUUGAAAGUAUUUCAUUCAUUCUACUUCUGGCACAAUAAUAUUUGACAUUAUGCUUUGUUUAUUGAUUCGUGUAAAUGUUCUCGCUCUACAACUUAAAGGAACAUUAUAGGGUUAUGAACACAAACCUGUAUUCCUGAGCCUGUUGUGUUAAAACAACCAUCUAUCUCUCUCCCCUCCCCCCCCACACACCUCUUGUCCUACCUAAAUAUAGCAAAAUCUUUCCUUUAUUCCAGUUUGCUGUUGCUGGUGCCGUCCCUAAUCUGCCUGCUUGGCUGACUUAAUCAGAACUGGUGUUCUGAGCCAAUCACAAUGCUAUCACAUAGGAAAACAUUGGGUUGGCUGAGACUGUCAAGGAGGCAGAUCAGGGGCAGAGCCAGCACAAGCCAAACACAACCAUGACCAAUCUGCAUCUCUUCAUAGAAAUGCAUUGAGUUAAAGCAUCUCUAUGAGGAAAGUUCAGUGUCUCCAUGCAGAGGGUAGAGACAGUGAAUGUCAGUGCCCCAGGAAGCACCUCUAGCAGCCAUCUGAGGAGUGACCAAUGGAGGUAUCCCUAGGUUGUAAUGUAAACACCGCCUUUUCUCUGAAAACCGUGCAAAAAGCCUGCAGGGGAUGAUUAUACUCACCAGAACAAAUACAAUAAACUCUAGUUGUUCUGGUGACUACAGUGUCCCUUUAACCCCUUAAAACAUGAGGGCGUACUAUUACGCCCUAUUCUAACGCCGCAGGGCGUAAUAGUACACCCUCCAGGUUUUUUUUAUUUUUUUUACUUAUAGGAACAGAGUGAUGAGACAUCACUCCAUUCCAACAUUGGCAACUAAGACAGUGUGACAACAUCUCUAAAGAGAUUUGCCCUGCUUAGCAAUGCGUCCCAAGCAGGGCAGAUGAUCUCAGUGAUGUCUGUAUGCUGGCUACAUGGCCGCCAUUGGAGAGAGUAACAUCUCGUCACUGUGUGUGUGUGUGUGUGUGUGUGUGUGUGUGUAUAUAUAUGUGUAUGUAUGUAUGUAUAUAUAUAUAUAUGUGUGUGUGUGUGUGUGUGUGUGUGUGUGUGUGUGUGUGUAUAUAUAUAUGUGUAUAUAUAUAUAUAUAUAUAUAUAUAUAUAUAUAUAUAUAUAUAUAUGUAUGUAUAUAUAUAUAUAUAUAUAUAUAUAUUAAUUAUAGUGUGUGAGUAUAAAACGAGUUUUUCGGCACAUUUUUUUUGUGCUGAAAAACCCCCACUCGUCUUAUACUCGAAUCAGUGUCUGUAUUAUGGCAACUUAAUUGCCAUAAUACAGACCAGGACCGCCGGGCUCAUUACAAGCCCGGCGGUCCAGUUGGGGGCUGGCAGCAAGCUGUAACUUACCUUUCCUGCAGCUCCUGUCCCUUCUCCUCCACUGUAAGUCUCGCGAGAGCCGCGGGGGUCAGAGCGUUGCCACAGGUUACUUAGAACGCGAGACUUACAGUGGAGGAGGAGGGAGCUGACAGGAGCUGUGGGAAAGGUAAGUUACAACUCGCUGCCAACCCCCUCCUACACAGCCCAUGCCACUAGACCACCAGGGAAUGAGAGCCCCCCUCCCUGGCCAUGUAUCAAGCAGGGAGGGGGGACAAAAAAAUAUAAAUAAAAAUUUAAAUAAUAUAAUAAAAAAUUUAAUAAUAUUAAAAUAAAAUAAAAAUAUUAAAAAACAAAAUGUAAUAUUAUAAUUUUAAAAAAUAAUAAAAAUGCAUUCAUACACACACUGCAUUCAUAUACACACACACACUGCAUUCAUUAUAUACACAAAAUAAAUAUUCAAUUAAUGUAAUUUUUUGGGGAUCUAAUUUUAUUUAGAAAUUUACCAGUAACUGCUGCAUUUCCCACCCUAGUCUUACACUCGAGUCAAUAAGUUUUCCCAGUUUUUGGGGGUAAAAUUAGGGGUCUCUACUUAUAUUCGGGUAUACUUAUAUUCGGGUCGACUUAUACUCGAGUGUGUGCGUAUAUAUGUUUGUGUGUCAUGUCCUCUUUAAAUGUUUAUUAAAGGGACACUAUAGUCACCAGAAAAACUACAGCUUAUUAAAUUUGUUCUGGUGAGUAGAAUCAUUACUUUCAGGCUUUUUGCUGUAAACACGGUCUUUUCAGAGAAAAUGCAGUGUUUACAUUACAGCCUAGUGAUAACUUCACUGGCCACUCCUCAGAUGGCUGUUAGAGAUUCUUCCUUGGUCAUGGCUGCCUAAAAUGCAUCCAAACAUUCAGUGUCUCCUCCCUCUGCAUGCAGACACUGAACUUUCCUCAUAGAGAUUCAUUGAUUCAAUUCAUCUCUAUGAGGAGAUGCUGAUUGGCCAGGGCUGUUUGAAUUGUGCUGGCUCUGCCCCUGAUCUGCCUCCUUGUGAGUCUCAGCCAAUCCUAUUGGGAAGCAUUGUGAUUGGAUCAGGCCACCGCUUCUGAUGAUGUCCACAGACAGCUUGUUUUUCUGAGGCAAACAUGCAGAGCUACAGCUUCAGGCUUUGAUACAAGUACGAUUUUACUAUAUUUAUGGAGGCAUGAUGGGCCCAGGGGGGCUAGAUGGUGGUUUUAACACUAUAGGGUCAGGAAUACAUGUUUGUGUUCCUGACCCUAUAGUGUUCCUUUAACUAUUUGGUGAAUUACAUCCUAAUCCAGCAAAUAUUGCAAAUGAAGAGAGGAAAUAGAAACAUUGUAGGUUUUCUCUGUGUUGACUGCCCUGUGCAAAAGGAGUUAAGAUGGCAGUGCACAGUUGCAGAAUAAAGAAGUGUGGAUAUCUACAUUUCAUUUUAUAUUUUAUGCUUUACAAAUAUUUAUAUGUAGGGUAUCCAUAAUAUAAAAUAUAAUUUAUACUUUUUUUUUUUUUUUUUUAUUGUAACUUGUUCAUUAUAGUCUCGAAGGAGUUCACAAAAUGUGAAUAUUUCCAAAGCACAAUGAAUACUCCUUUCUAGUUCUUCUCUCUGCUUCUUUUGUUACAUACGAAUGUUUGCAUUCAAUCUAAGUAUCUACACACACACAACUCUAUAAAGGUGACCUUCACUCAAAAUGCUUGAGUGCCACACUUAAUUAAUAGUCAAAAGAUUGCUGUCUGUGUAGAUAACAUGCAUGAAUUCAAUUCACUUAGUGUGUUAUGUUUCAAAAGACCUCGCUGAUGAGACAUAAUGUAGAACAAUCUAUUGUUGAGCAGCUGUGACCCUAGAAAAAGCACAUUUUAAUUGUGUAUGUGAGCAAAGAUUAUAUAGACCAUAGUGUGCUAGAGGCCCCUUCUUCUGACUCAGCUUGGUAGGGAAUCACACUGCGGGAGUUUAUACAGUUGGAUGGUUCAUGUUCUGUUUUUUUGUGAAAGUUGCCGUUGAGUCUAAAGCACUUUCUUUUUCAGAUCUAGUAAUGCAGAAAUAUAAAAAAUGUCUCCAUCCUAGAAAAACUGUUUAUCCUUCCAAAUCAAAACUGAAUUAAUGGCUGUCGCUGCUGCCUCCUUAUGUAACUCUCACUAAUCUCUGGCAGGCCAGGGUAUCACUAGGUGUCCGUCCUCUGUACAGUGUGUUUUGUUUUUUCUUUCUAUGGAACACUGCCAUAUCACUCACUAUUAAGUACAAGAUUUGAACACCUGACCUGCCUGUUGUACUAGCAGAUUGCUAUAUGCAGAGGAAUCAUUGGGAAUGCUGACACUGAUAUCCCCCACACACCCCUUUCACAGCACUUUUCAUGUACUUAAUCGUGAUGGAAGUCUGGGCCACACAAAUGUCUGUAUCAGUAGAACCGAACUUAAUUGUGUGUGUGUGUUUGUUCUCCAUAUAUACUUGGUACAUGCUUGUGGGUGCAGGCAAUCUGAUCUACGGAGUAAAUCCCUGUUAUUACAGAGCUAGCGCUUUCAGUAUUUUAUUGUUUAAACAAAACACAUAUGCUUUUUAUUUAAAUUAUCGGUCUACCUAAUUAUCAAUCUGAAUUGACUGCGUGAUUAUAAAUUGAAUGUAUUGCAAAACGCAGCAGAUAGGCUCAGGUUAAAUAAUUAGCCUAUUGGUACAAUUUGGCUACUAACUUCCUUCUAUAGUAAACAUAUCUCUGCUAACCUAUCUGCCUCAAGAGAAAGUUUUGCUGGUGCCCAUGCAUAAUCCUCAAACAUGUUUGAGUUGAAACACAUACAAAGUUAUUUAAUAAAAAAUUCAAAGUGAAUUUCACAAUUUAAGGCCAGAGUAGCUGAACCGUAAGCAUAGCUGACUUAGACACUUUUUUCAGUUUGGCUAUUUUACCCUUUAAAUUUAAAGGGUUCACUUUAAAUGAUCAACUUUAGUGAAUAAUCUGUUACAAUGUGCUGUUUUAUCUUUUUAUUUUUGUCUGUGUCUUUAUUACAAUGAUGCAUCUGCUUUCCUUCCUUGCAAAAGAGCGAUUAAGCCAUGAAAAAUUCAGUAGCUCAGUCACCACUAAGUAGUCCUGAUUUCUAUUUAAUCAUAAAGAUGGAGUAAUUAAUUGAAAGUAUUGAUUUCCUACUGAUAUUUAUUUCAUGUUACUGCCAAUCCGGCAGGUGGGACACAUACGAACAUGGUAAAUAACGCUCUUCUUAUUAGACAUUACUGGCUAACCUAUAUUUUGUUUUUUCCCCUCUUUUUAGGAACUUGUCAGCUGCUUGCCAAACAUUAUCGAUAACAAAUAUGGAAGAAAGGUGUUACUGUAUUUGCUGAGUUGGCGUCAUCCUGCACAUUUCCUGCCAGAGAUAAUUGAGGUGCUUAAGCAAGGUGAUGAAAAUGCAAACAGGUAUGUAGAACUUGCCAUUCACGAGAAAGAGAAUGCAUUAUUGUCCCUUCUGCAUCAGACAAGCUUGGUUUUGAUAUCCAUAGUGGACUAAAGAUUGCCAUCUCCACAUAGUACAGGUAGGCCAGGAGAUGCACUAAAGAGUUCAUUUACUUAGAUGUAUUUAUUACAAAAUAAUAUACAUCAAGGUUGUAUCACAUGCAACUAUUAUUAUUUUCAGUGUUAACAAUGUCAGAAUAAUUACAUUGUAAGUACUAUUUAAAGUUACUAGAAUUUCUUACUCAUUUAAAUUUUCUGUAUACAGCAUUUAAUGCACAGUAUGCAUGACACUCCAUACCGUCUUGGAGCUUAGGAACAAUACAGUUAUGAUAUAAUUAAAUAUUAUUGCUCUUCGAGAGAUUAAACUAUUGUACAAAUAAUAUAUCGUCCUUUCAUGUUUACUUAGCUGCUUGGUAUGACCUGGUUAUGCUUGACUGCGUAGUUGUUAAAUUUUGCUGCUGAUUUUUACUGUUCUCUUGCUUGCUACUUACUGUAUUAUUAUAUGUAUAAGAUGCCCCCAUGUAUAAGACGACUCCUAUUUUUUGAGCCCAAAAUUAAGAAAUCAAUAUUUUAAACAUCAAAUAGAACAACUUUGAUAUUUUAGAGAUUACUUCUGUGGAAAACAGCACACUUCUGAUUGUCAUGCCUCCCCUGUGCUACGGUUCUCUGUGAAGUUAAUGGCUCCAUAGUACAUGCUGGGAGACUAAAGCUCCCACAAUACAGCAGGUGGUGUGAGGGCAUGCUGGGACAUCAGAGUAGUAUUCCUUCUGCUCCCCAAUCCCCAUUUUAUUCCAGAUAAAUUUAAAUCCAAAAGCAAGAGCUACCUGAGGUGGAUCAAACCUUAAAGGAUCACUGUAGGGUCAGGAACACAAACAUGUAUUCCUGACCCUAUAGUGUUAAAACCACCAUCUAAUCCCCCUGGGCCCCUCAUGCCUCCAUAAAUGUAGCAAAAUCUUACUGUAUUCAAGCCAGAAGCUGUAGAUCUGCAUGAUGUUUGCCUAAAAAAAACAAGCAGUCUGCUGACAUCAUCAGAAGUGGUAGUCUGAUCCAAUCACAAUGCUUCCCCAUAGGAUUGGCUGAGACUGGCAAGGAGGCAGAUCAAGGGCAGAACCAGCAUGAUUCAAACACAGCCCUGGCCAAUCAGCAUCUCCUCAUAGAGAUGAAUGGAAUCAAUGAAUCUCUAUGAGGAAAGUUCAGUGUCUGAAUGCAGAGGGCGGAGACACAUUUUAGGCAGCCAUGACCCAGAAAGGAUCUUUAACAACCAUCUGAGGAGUGGCCAGUGAAGUUAUCACUAGGCUGUAAUGUAAACACUGCAUUUUCUCUGAAAAGACAGUGUUUACAGCAAAAAGCCUGAAGGUAAUGAUUCUACUCACCAGAACAAAUUCAAUAAGCUGUAGUUGUUCUGGUGACUAUAGUGUCCCUUUAAUAUGGCUGCUCCUUUUAUGGUGUGGCAUGUCUCUGGAGCUCCGUUGGUGGCAAAUGCUGAUGUCUGCUGCAGCUCCCAUGCAUUAAGGGAUCUCUUCCUCCUUGUCAUAGCAUUCAGAAGUUGUUCGGCAGGAGGGAGGCCAGGUAUGUGUGUGGGCCGUGGCACACUGAAAUGCGUCAGGUGCCAUUUUAACUUAGUUCCGCGCACAAGUGUAUUUUUAAACUCCUGUAGUGAGAUUUCGUGUAUGACGACCCCCAAUGUUUAGACUAAUAAAAUGUAGAACAUGGAAAAAUACAGUACUUGUUAAAGUGACUGGAGACUAAAUAACGAGGCGACAAAUCAAUCUUUCCUCCACACAUUGAUCCCUUGUGGCCUUUGAAGUUUUGACAGGGGUUCUGUACUGUAAAACUUAUACAAGAGAUUUGUGUGUUUACUUUAAUGCAAGUAUCCGGUUUCUUUGUGACAGACCUGUUAAAGUUAAAACACUGGCCGCAAUUAUCAUAUUGUUUGUUACUUCUCCACCUGUGCUUGCCACAAGUCUUUUAAUACUAUUCACUUACAAGUACCACAUGCAGCUCCAGCAGCAUGUAACAAUAAUAGAAUUAACAUGCAGAAAGUUUGCUGCUUAGCAGACCAGAAGCAUGCAACAUUCAUAAAUGAUAAAGCAUUAUUGAUGCAUAACACUUCUCUGAAUUUUAUUUACCUUUUUUGUUUUAAAAUGUGAUUAUUUUCUUGCAGAUGUAUGUGUUAUUGUAGGUUUUCAGAAUAUUUUCCUGCAAGGCAGUUUUUCAUAGUUUCCUACGUAUUUGCAGGAAAACGGAAUUAAAUGUCCAUAUUUAACAGUUUGGAGUUUGUAAUAUUGCAACUCGAUUUUAAACUGCUAUUUAAGCUUUCAGUUAGUGUUGUGAGAAAUGUUACUUGUUGCCUUGCUCGUAAAACACUUUUGCAUAAGAUUUUUUUAUUUUCUUUUUAGCAAGAAAAAUACAGCAGUUAGGCAGCGUGAAUUGCUGGAUGUAAUUUCUCCACCUCUACUUAAACACCUUGAGGAGAACACACAAGAUUUGGUAUUCCAGACUGCCUUAUGUGCUUUGGUCACGAGCAUUGUGCUGUAUGCAGCAGGGGAUCCAGAGCCUGUCAUGUCUGCCAUAGCCAAUAUGGCAGCAGAGGAGUUUGUUGCCGGGGGCAAGAAUGGAGAGGUAAUGUCACUCGUUAAACAUUGUCAAUACUAUGUUCACUGCAUCCUUUUUUUUCCAUAAGACCCUUCACAUAAGCGGUUAUUUGCUAAACAGGGAAUUGUGGAUUAUUUACUUUACAAUGAUAAGUCUGAGCGGUUGCCCACUGUAUUGUUUCCCAUCUCACACACCUGGCCUUUUCAUAAAUACAGACAUUGAUCUUUGUGGAAGCUAGAUAACUGGUGUAUCUAUCCGUGGCUCCCGAGGGAGAAAAAGGUUUGCUCUGUACCUAUAUUCAGAAUGGUGCACAGUAGGACAUAAGAGGUUUACAAGAUUCCUUGCCAAUUCUUAGCAUUGUUGUGAUGCAAGUUUCACUGAGGGGAUGUUCUGUUGGAAUGUGAUUGUAUAAUGGGUGCUUCAUUUACAAAACAUGAGACUGAUACUGUCCUGAUUCUUUUUCUUUAAAGCUUCACAUUGCAGAACAUCCUGCAGGUCACCUGGUGUUGAAAUGGUUGAUAAAGCAAGAUAAAGACAUGAAAGAAAACGGCAAAGAAGGUAUGGUACAUGUUGAUCCGUCUAACUCUAUGCAAUUAUUUAUUCACAAUGCCUCUGUUUUCUUGUUGCAAUUAUAUAAAAUGAAAGGCUGCCCUGACAUAGCUUGACAUAGAUUUAAAUUGCACGUCUCAGAAUUUCAUGUGUGUGCAUGUCACAUGGUAAAAGCUGGCUGACCAUUUGGAUAGGCAGUGAAUGAAAGUGUCAUCAUGCCACUUGCUUUAGUUACACAGUUUUUGACAGUAAUUGCUUUAAUAGCUUUUUAAAGAGGUGAUGUAAAACAGUCCCCGACAAAAAAUAUCUUUCAGAAAUUUGCAUUGCAGUUGUUCUGUCUUAAAUGUGUCGGCACCCAGUUAACAGCUUAACGGUUGGAACAAAAUGACAACCACAGAAAUGAGCAGCUUCAGAGUUACCAAUACAGCUUUAUUGUCCUUUUAAGAAAUAAUUUUAUAUAUCAGAGAAUGCCAUGAGGCAUUUCCUGAAAAUUAUAUUUCCCAUAAUCCCUGGUACAAUCACAUUGUAUCAAUGUGUUUAUUUUGCUCAUUUCCAAGUUGGUCCUCCCAUUGAGUAUUUUGAGAAAGCAGUUUAUAAAUUCAAAAAUGAGCAAAUCAUAUAUACUGACACAAUUUUAUUAUACCAGAUGAUCAUUGGAGUAAACAAAUGUAAUUCACAUUAAUUGUGUUGUGUUGGCCAUUUGCAGAAUUGUAUUGUAAUGCCAAAGUACAUGGACCUGUUCAUCUAAAAAAAGAAAAGUAUUUAAAAAAAAAAAAUCCACAUGUUUCUCUCUCUUGCCUUAGUUAUACUCUUAUUAUCUCAAGUGUGAAUGCGCCUUCUUAACAUAACAUUCAUUAUGGCCAUUUACAUGUCUGAAGUUGCCCGAGUUACAUUGUGUGUAUUUGUUGAAACAUGCAGUUGCCUGGCUUCCUGACAAUUGUCAUAUAUUGCUUUGCUCUCUGAUAAGACACAAUGGGUCAUGUUGGGACUCAGCCUGACGUAUUCAAAGAAAUUAGUUUGUUUUUUUUAAUGUGCCAAAUUGUGUUCUGCCGCUCACAUAACUAUUGGAUUUCUAUGUGUCACUGACUAAAUCUGCUGUCUGUUUACAGUUCCAAUCUUUUUUUUACUAUAUUUGUUUAAAGCAUAUUUCAGUCAUUAUGUUUCUACAGUAUGAGUAAGUCUAUGGGCAACCUGCUUAGUAUAUAAUUCAUUUGAUGCUUUCUCUCCAACACAGGCUGUUUUUCCAGAACGCUGGUGGAACAUGUAGGCAUAGAAAACCUCAGCUGUUGGGCCAAGGUUAACAGAGGAGCAAUCGUCCUGUGCUGGUAAGGAAAACGUUGUUGUUCAUUAUUUUGCUUGAAAUAGAUUGUUUGUAUGCCCUAUCAAUUUGUCGUUUAUUUGGUGAGUUAACAUGCCUUUUCUAAAUAGCUGAAGAAUAUAUUGGUGCUGUAUCAAAUAUAAUGACUGUUUAAUAUGUGGGUGCCAUGAUCACAGUGUGUGUGUAUGUGUGUGUGCGUGUGUGUGUGUGUGUGUGUGUGUGUGUGUGUGUGUAUAUAUAUAUAUAUAUAUAUAUAUAUAUAUAUAUAUAUAUAUAUAUUACAUCACAUAGAGAUUUGACAUUCGUUAGUAACUCAGUAGAUAACAUACAUAUACAGAGUAACAAUAAGCGUAAUAGAGAGUGACUGCACUUUUUUAAGUAACUAAGUAAAAACAUGCGAAGAGUAACAAUAUCUUACAUAGUGGUCAGAUAGGAGAUCAAUAGAAAUAAACAGGACAUGUUUAAUGCUGCACUUUUUAAAGGGUUGAUCAUGACCCAUACCCUAGAGAUUUACACAAGGCAUAUAAUUGUAAGAGAGGUCAUAUACAACUAUCACUUUAUUGUAAAGAUAAGUGAAAGUAAUAUUAGGUAUAGAAAACUGCGCAAUAACUAUAUAAUACCUUGAACUGCAGCAAAAGCACUGUGAACAGUUACAGAUAUUACAAUAUUAACCCCUUAAGGACACAUGACGUGUGACAUGUCAUGAUUCCCUUUUAUUGCAGAAGUUUGGUCCUUAAGGGGUUAAGUAGCACCGACAUCUGAAAAACAAAGGGAAUUACUUCCUAUUUUGUGGCACCGUGAGAUCUUUUUCCAUGGACAGCUACGCUUUUUAAAGUAUGAUGCAGCCCUUAAAGUGAGAACUUCAUGCAUAAGUGAAUGUUAGCUGAAGCUGUUUCCAGUAUCUUGUACCCAGGUGUUCAUUCAUCUUUAAAAAAAAAAAAAAAAAAAAGUCCUGCGCUCACUCCCAUCACUCCUGGGCGACAGCAACGACCACAGUACACAUCAGCCCCAAUAUAUAGGGGCAAAUGUGUUACUAUUAAGGGUUAAUAAGUAUAUAGGGAUGUAUAUAAAAAAUACCCCUCUCUGUCUCAUUAGAGAGAUCUUUGCCAGAAGCUCAAGGAAGCGAGGUGAAGGGUCAGUGUAGGACUCGCUUAGGGGGUUUGCCUUGACGUUGGCAGGUGGGCAUUCCCUCCAAUGGCAAUUGGAGUAACUAAAUGACCUCCAUUUGUUUAAAUAUACAUGGGAAUUAAGGAGACAGCGCAGGUAACUUUCUUUUUUUUUUUGGUUCAUUCAUCUUUACCAACGUGUUUGGGCUCUUAUUGUAUUCAUUUUUGUGAGGAAUUCCCAAACGUUCAUGUAAAUCCCCCUCUCCUCCCCCCAAUAUGGUUGAAUAGGAGAUCAGAAAUUGGAGAGUCUUUAUAUUAUUUAUGUAGAUAUUGCAAGAUUUCUAGAUAUCCUUUUUUUCUGCUGUCACUUUAAUGCACUAUAUGUCUGAUGAAGCACACACGGUCAGACAGACCCUGAUGAUUCUUGUUCACGCCUGCUAGUUUUCUCGUUCCUCAUAUUCAGGAACGGUUUGCUCUGCUUUCUGUUCAGCUGUGUUUGCUUGUCACACUUGUAGAAAAGCAAAAUAGCCAGAGUAGGAUUACAUGUGUUUUCUCUCUUUUCUUCCCAAUCUGCCAAUAUUGGCAUGGUGUGUGUACCGCAUUUUAGUCUUUAGCUGAACUAGAAGCAAAUUGGUAGUGUUGGAGGCAAUACUUGUGCUCCAUUAUUGAUAACACAACAUGGCAUUGUUGGGCAAAUAGACUUAAACAAAACUAUUUUAUAUUGAAAAUCUCGUCUUAUCCCUGAGUUUUAUUUUUAUCCCAUUUAUGAAAAGUACAAUUUAUUGUAGGACACUGCUUGUUCAUUAUUAUGAUACUGUCAUUUUUACUAGCGUUAAUACUGUAUUUGAUUUUAUUUACUUAUAUUUUAUUUUAUAUUUUUUUUUUAAAUCUCCUUUAGCCUUCUUGAGAGCUGUGAUGAAGAACUUUCCUGUAAAGUAAAAACUGGACUCAAGAAUUUGGUGUCGAAACCAAAAGACUCUAUAAAUACAAAAGCAAUUGAUGCCUUAAUAGAAAAGUUGAAUUCUCCCUAGUGAUUGCUUGUUUUAUGUCCUGUUAAGAUUUUAUCCCUUUUUGUACCCCAGGAGUAUGUAAUACCAAUGCAUUGCACAACCACCUUGGCAGGGAAAGUGUUAACCUUUCCCAUGUACCCAGAGAGAGACUGUAAUAAUGUUUUAUAUGUAUAAAUAAAACGCCUUUACCAACC